AUGUCCAAACUACCCCAUCUCCCUGAGAAAUAUAACAUCGUUUGGCUUGAUGCACAUAUUGGGCAACUUGAUUUUUGUGUCCAGCUCAAACGCGCCUUCUUCACACAUGUUGAUCCAGAAAGCGGGCAAGAGGUUUCUCCGACUAAUCAAGAUAUUGACCAAUUUAUACUCAAUCAAUCUGACUUCUCCGCAACCUUUGACAGUUUUCAUUUUUCACUCAGAACUUUUACGAACGUAGAAGCCUGUCUGAACUACAUUGACGAAAUACAGAAUCAUCGCAUUAUAUUCAUCACAUCAAGCAUACUUGGUGAACCAGCUGUUGAACAAUUGAUCAAACGCUAUGCUCACUCAUUCACUAAUGCUAGAACUAAUGAGCCAUACAAUUCAAUUUAUAUUUUUUGUGCCGAUAUCUCACGAGCAGUCCAAUGGGCCCGUUCACAUCGCAACUACAUACAAAUCUUUGAUAUCGAGACAGAUCUUUUAGCACGUUUAACAAGAGAUCUGGCCGACGAGUUUUUUGAGCAUGCAGAAGAACGACUUGAAGCAAAUGACGAUAAAGCUGCCAUCGAACGUCUAUCCUGGUCUAAAAGUCUUUUCAUCCGUUAUGAUAAGUUAAUAUGUCUAAGUGAACCAGAAAAUCAAAAGCUAAAACCAAGCAAAAUACUCAAAGAAAUCGAUGAAAUGUUGGAUAUCGCCGAGAAACGAGUGAGGCAACAACAAGAAAACACUUCUGAUGAAGUAAGUAAAGUUAUGAAAAUGGUUUCAAAGGAUGCAUUGGUAUUAGGCUCGGCAUAUCCACCUCAGUUAUUCGAAGAUGAACCAACUCUAAUAAUUUUCGAUCAUGAUGGAUAUCUUGUUGAUCCUCCUAUCGACUUAAAACCUUUCACUCGUAUUGCUAACAUUAUAAAUAAUCAAACCACUUUCACUGAAAGAUUGAAUUAUCCGAACCGGUCUUUUAUUAUUGCAAUAAUAUUGCCCCGAUUGAAUCCACAUCAAGUAUUACCAUUUGUCCAACAAAAUGUUCUUGGAUACCCUAGUGUUCAAUUAUUCUAUCUAUUCUUUGCUAAUAGUAAUGGAAACAAUUUAGCAGCUAAUUGUGGUCCUAAACUUAUCGAAUGUCAUUCUAUCACAAGUAGAGCAUCGGCUCAGACACGUGUCGUUUGUGCGAGAGCAAACGAUCUGAACAUUGCAUAUUGUGAAAGUCAUCGUGUUCAAUAUGAAAAUCAAGGUGAUAAUAGUGUGGCUAAUCUCUUUGCUGAACAAAAGCUUGACCGCGUAAGUCUACAACUCAAAUACAAUCAACAAUUACGAAGAGAAUUUGAACAACAACUCUUCGAAUAA
Adineta steineri is the source of this 1341-nucleotide messenger RNA. Lineage: Eukaryota; Metazoa; Rotifera; Eurotatoria; Adinetida; Adinetidae. The record is from the annotation of a GenBank genome assembly.